Puccinia triticina is the source of this 1662-nucleotide messenger RNA. RefSeq lists its product as uncharacterized. Lineage: Eukaryota; Fungi; Basidiomycota; Pucciniomycetes; Pucciniales; Pucciniaceae. Gene Ontology annotation, biological process: N-glycan processing; carbohydrate metabolic process. Gene Ontology annotation, cellular component: Golgi membrane; endoplasmic reticulum. Bases 1 to 1662 code for a protein of 553 amino acids. The record is from RefSeq and is a predicted model, not a curated record. Gene Ontology annotation, molecular function: mannosyl-oligosaccharide 1,2-alpha-mannosidase activity; calcium ion binding. The transcript has 19 exons.
AUGCUGUCGAACCCUGCGAAGCUGGUCUUAUUCGGAUGCAUGCUCCAGAUCUCGAGCGUUGUCUGUCAGGCCCCACCGAAGCUCCAAAAAUCAGGCCUCAAACAGUCGGAUCAAGACAAGCAAAGGGCCGAAGAGGUCAAGACCGCAUUUGCCGGCGCCUUCGAUGAUUACAUGAAGUUCGGCUUUCCCGGCGACGAAGUUCGACCCCUCACCAAAACCGCUCGCAAUACUCGUAAUGGCUGGUCAGCUACCUUGGUUGACUCUCUCGACACCCUUCUUGUCAUGAAUCUUCAGGAUCGAUUCACGCAGGGCGUGGCAGACACUUUGAAGAUCGAUUUCUCGAAGAGUAAUACGGAAGAUGGUGUCUCAAUCUUCGAGUCGACGAUCCGAUACAUAGCCGGAAUCCUCUCAGCCUACGAGCUAUCGGGGGCUACCAACGCUGCGCUUCUCGACCAAGCCCGCAGGCUAGGCGACAGACUUCUUGUCUGCUGGCAAGACGAUCAACAGAACUUGCCCUUCCCCUUUCUUGAUUUCGCCACCAAUAAGCCCGUCGUGCGAGACUUCAUCAGUGCUGCAUCCGCAGGAUCUCUUAUCAUGGAAUUUGAUCGUCUGAGCUUUUACACCCGCCAACCUAAAUACCUGCAAUAUGCUACCAAGGCAGUGCAAACGAUCAUCAGAACUCCUUCAUCACUUCCCGGACUUCCUGGAUUGGUCUUUGGGGUCAAGAAUCAAACCAUUUUGAGUGAUUUUUCUACUUGGGGAUCUGGCACAGACUCUUACAUGGAAUACCUCUUGAAGUACGGCAUGCUUAUCGACAACAAAGACCCCUCCUACUACCAAACGUGGCAACAGGCGGUUCAAUCGUCCAUCCAGAAGCUGAUCCAAGUCUCGCCCGUUGGCAACUUGACCUACCUGGGUGGUUAUUCCAGCUCGAGCAAGACUAGCGACUACGAGUUUUCGCAUCUGGCUUGCUUUACCGGCGGAAACUGGCUGUUGGGUGGGAAAGUCUUCCAAGACAAUCAGCUGUUUGAUUAUGGCCUGAAACUGGUAGCAACCUGUAUGGAGAGCUAUAAGCGGACUGCCACUGGACUCGGCCCAGAAAUCUUCCGUUUUCUGGGACGAAACGGCGAAACCAAUGAUGAGAAGCCAAGCGCGCAAGACAUGGAGUUCUUUCGGACGAAUGGGUUCUACAUAACGAACUCCGCCUACCAUCUCCGCCCCGAGGUGAUCGAGUCUGCAUUCUAUGGGUGGCGGUUGACGGGGGACAGGCAGUACCAGGAAUUCGUCUGGCAGGCUUUCAAGUCCUUGCAGAAGUACUGCAAGGCCCCUGCUAGCUUCUCGGAUAUCGAGAACGUCAACUCUGCCUCGAACCCUAAACCGUCUGAUGCUUCGGAGAGCUUCUUGUAUGCUGAAACGUUCAAGUACAUCUACUUGACCUUUUCGGACCCCGAGCUUCUGUCCCUAGACCAAUACGUUUUCAACACUGAGGCGCACCCGUUCCGCUACCAACGCACACAAGAUGCCAGCAACUCGACCGGUCCCUCGACCCCGAUGGCGAAGACCGGCUCGAAGCGCGGAUCUGCGCCUGCAGACGCCGGCGGUCGGUUCUCGGCCGGCCUCCUUCUGAUCUGUCUGCUGUCGACCUUCGUCGGAGUGCUGUGA